Messenger RNA from Podarcis lilfordi (Lilford's wall lizard), 17597 nucleotides. The record is from the annotation of a GenBank genome assembly. NCBI's taxonomy places the organism in Eukaryota, Metazoa, Chordata, Lepidosauria, Squamata, Lacertidae.
GCGGUUUCUGUGCCCUUCUCUGUCCCAGGGCAGGGGGCUGCAGUCCCCGGAGUCCCUUAAAGGGUUCAGCCUUGCCUAGGUAGAAGGUUGACUGUUUGGGUUUUUUCCCCUUUCUUUUUUGGUACCUUCCUGCCCUGGGAUGAUUUUGCCUGGGCUCUGGCUUCUCCGCCCCUCCACGCUUGCUCCAGCCAAAGGUUAUUGAAUGAAAAGUCUCUUUUCUUCUUGGCUGCAAUUCUGCCUCUGCAAACAAGGCGAUUCCUGUGCAGGAGGGGGUGGGAAGCUGCUUCUCUACCUUGGAAAAGCAGGGUUUUCCCCCCGCUUCUCCCGAAGAGGCACAGAACCCUGAGCGAGAAGCCGUGCCUGGGAGCUGCCUUUGCAUCGAAAGGUAAGAUGUUGCAAUGCUGGCGGUUCCACAAUGGAGUGGGUUUGAAAGGCAGCACCUGCUGAUACGGUCCUGGGCGGAGGGUGUGCAUCUUGCCUGUGGUCCCCAACGGGCACUCUUGUCCCUGCUCCAGCCUCAGCCAGGCACCUGUGGUUUGCCAUGGGGCAAUUCCUGCUGCAGCUGGUCUAGCAAAGAGGAGAGGAAACCUUAAGCUCACAGCAGUCCUUUCUCUGCUCCCUCAUUGUCCUUUAGAUACUGGACCCCGGCAACUCGUGGGAGGGGGCCAAGGGGGUGUGUCUUGCGGCUGCGGCAUGCCGAAAGGGACCCUCUUAUAAGUGUCGUUUCUGCUGAGGGUGUCCCCCAAAGGGACCCCUUUCACAGUAUCGCUCCUGGCCAUUGUGCGCUUGACCCUUUGGGUGCUCUCUGAGUGCCUCUGCUGGAUCCAGGGUGGCACACACUGAAACUCAGCCCCAGGCACUGCCUUCAGUUCCUGAAAAGGUGCAAGUGAGCUUGUAUUAAUCCUUUUGCAUAAAGUGUGGUCCUGUAAAUGGAGGAUCCCCUUACAGCGUCUUUUCGAGACUGUCUCUGAAUGACAAGUGGGAGGCAGUGAGAGCAGGCAGGGAAGAAAUGGAUCUGGAUGCCUGGUUCUUCGAUGGGCUCAUUGCGUGGCUUUGGCAAACUGUCGUCUGGUGGGACUUGCUUGUUCAUCUGUGAAAUGGGCACCACAGUGAUCGUAUGGGGUGGCUGUAAGGGAAAGCAGUAUAACAACUGUAAGCUUUUUGCGCUAUUUUUAACAACAGGUAAAUCAUUUCACUAGCUUACUGGCUAGUGGGUUGCAGGGUGCCUCUGGAACAGUUGUGUCUGUUCAGGUGGGAUAUCAUCAACUGGGUGCUUCUGAGCAACCAAGUUGCGUGUUGUGGCUCCACAGUAAACCAGGCCUAAAGAAGGCUUAUGGGCAUUAUUUGUAACUUUCGUGAUCAGAAGGCCUUUUCAAACUUUUGUUGCUUUUGAACCUAAAUGGCUCGCUGUUUAGACAAGUUCACUGAGACUGUGUGGAGGGCGAAGGAAAGGCCUAGAUGAGCAAUGGGGAGACGGGGGAUUAGGAAGGCCCAGGAGGAAAAGUAGCUCCUCAAACUGUCAGCCCCUCGAAGGCCCCCUAUUUAAAAAAUAACACUUGCUUUGGACGGUGGAAGGUAUUGAAAGGGAUGCUUUGAGGCUUGGCAAGGGAAAGGAAAUGGAGGACAGGCCUACUUUUCCAACCAGCCUCGCCCAAGGAAGCUGAAGGUCCAAGAGGGUUUUGUGCUUCAAAGAGAUUUGGAGGCCUCUUGAGAAGCACCCUUGCAAAACUUAAAAAUCACUCCCAGGAUUCUUUGGGGGAAAGUCAUGGGACUUGCCCUGUGUUUGCUUUUGCUUGUGGGCACAGCUGUGGGGUCUAAAGAGAUCGCUGCGAGGCAAGGCUCAGCUCUGGCUUCUCUCCUGAAAGCCCUGCAGUUUGCCCCCUCCCAUCUGAUGUUCCUCAGCCCCUGGCAGUGCCCACCCGUUGCCUCAUGUUCUCCUCCCAGAGACAGGCUUUCUGGGGCAGGACCAGACCAGGGAGCUUCCACCUCUCUGGCAUUUUACACCAAGAGCUUUAGAAGCCAGGCCAGCCAUUUCCUAACUGUGAGUUUUUAAAACCUAUUUUACUUUCUUUUUGUGUGUGUGUGCCUGGACUUGGGGGGGGGGGGGCGGGGAGGUGAUUUUAGGAAGGGGUUAGGAGACCAUAAACCACCAGAGUUGAAAAACCUUCCUGGGCCUGUUGAGAGACCAAAAGCCAGAUGGAGGUCAAAGCAGAGGUGGAGAAAAUUGCUCAAGGUAUCCUAAAUUUUCUGUUCUGGUGCUUCAGUUGGGCCUAUCAUAGAGUGAACCAGGGAACUGGGGAUAGUUGUGGUGGAAUCUUUUCCCUUGUGUAAGAUUCAGAGGUCCCCUCAUAGACCCACCUUUCUGAAGCAUUAGAGACAGUCAAGGCAGGCACAGCAUGUUGGGUGGUGUGGAGUUGUGACCCAUUCAUGCUUUUUUAAUGACAUGGUGGCUAGGAUUUUGCUCCUGCCUUCAGGGAUCUCUGUAUUCAGGGCUAGGAACCUGUGAGCCCAAGCUCAGGUUGCCUAGUGACUUUGGAAGUGGGGGAUCAGGUCUGUACUUUCCCAUGAAGUGUGUGCCUUGAUUUGAGCCACCUGGAAUUUGCCAGCAUCUCCCUGACUUGUGUGUGUCCCUCUAGUGAUCAGAGUUGCACAGUCCACAUUCUGCAGUGUGUGCAUAUAUGUGAAUAUGAAGAUGAAUGGAGGGGGGUUAUCCGAUGCAGUUAGGGGGUCUUUUGUUAUUUUUCCAGCUCCAUGAUUUUAGGAAGGGAUUAAUGGACUCAUAAGUCAUGGUAGUUCCUUGAAUAUGCACCAAGUAAGGCUUGUUAGUUGUUUUACAGUAGUUUUGGUAAGAAUAACAGGGUCAUUAAUCUUGAGCUAAUCUCUGGCAUGUGUAUGUGUGUGUGGAUGCGGGGAAGCUGUGAGGGUACUAAGCAGGCAGGUCAACUCUUAAGUUCUGCAAUUGAUAGGCUUGUGGUAUAGUAUAUGAAGAAAUCCUAAAGCAGAGCUUUCCAAACUGUGUGUUGCAACAUGUUAGUGUGUCAGCUGCAAUGUGUAGGUGUGUCGUGCAAACACUCCCCGCGCUCCUCCUGGGGCUGGGAAAGGGGUUAGUUUAACCUCCAGUUUGUUAUUAAAAGUGAAUUACUGUGUCACGAAAUAAAGCAUGUCUAAAAAGUGAACAAUAUGAAAAGCUCUGUCCUAAUGUCUUACAUGCCAGUUUAUCUUGACAACUGGAUUUUUGAGUUCAAGGAAUUCACAAAGGUACCUGGGCCACCGGCCAUUUGCUGACUACAGAAUUCUCUGGGCAAAUUUCUUCUAGGAACAAACACACACACUUUCAUCUCUCUCAGUUCUUACAUGUUUUUGAAGAGGCCUGGCAAAAUAGUGCAUCUCUAUGACUUUCCUUCCCUCUUCAGUUCAGGACCCAAAUAAACCUUUUUGUUUGUUGUUAGAAAGUAAUUGAUGCAGGACUCAGGUGCACCUGUCAGGGAUCAAAGUGAAUGCUACCCACACAGUGUUUCAGUUAUUUGGGGAAAGAUGAGAGGAGAGCUGAAUGAAAUCCAUAAUCUCGCUCUCCUGCUUCCCCAUAAUUUUUACCAAAUCUUCCUGCACCCUUGCCUCCCAGAAGAGCCUUCUAAAGAGACUAGCUGGGUGAGACAUCACUCAAGGUAAGGGAGUCAUGGUCACUACAAACACCCUCUAAUUUGAGCACUGUGCCCACCUGAGGUGGGUUGGAUCCCAUGAUGCUAACCUGAUUAUUUUACCUCCACUUUCUACCACAGUUGCCAGUCAGUUUCUAAAUGCAGGUGAUUUUGUAGCCAGUUGUACUCAUUUCGCUUACAUUAUCUGUUAAAGCAGCCCUCGCCAACCUGGGCCCUUUAUAUGUUUUGGACUACAACUCCCAUCAGCCUCAGCAUCAUUCAGGUGUGCUGGCUGAGGCCAAUGGGAAGUUGUAGUUCAAAGCAUCAGAAGGACUCCAGGCUAGCAAAGGCUGUGCUGGUCCAUAAGUAUGUUCAGCAGAUCGACUUCCCUAAUAUACAUGUGAUAGCCUGACCUGAAAGAGGGAGAGAAAAUCCAGUUUGCAAAAGAUUCCUUGCCUGGAGGUAAUUCACUUGCCACCAGCGGCCAGCAUAGUGGCUGUUUACAAGGCUAAAUUAAGUUGCUAAAAUUAGCAGCAGAGGAAUGAUCUGAACAGUAACAAUUGGCUAUGAAGUGAAUGUUUGGGUAUCAUGAACAAUAACUCAAGGGAAACAAGAUUGUAAGAUCACUCAACGGUAUUGCUAAUGAAGGGUGCACUUAAGCCAGCUCUUUAACUUGGACACACCUUGGGGAGCCCAUUCUGCAUUAGUUAAUGCAGCAGCUAAACUAGGCAAAGUGGCUAUUCUGUGACUUCCAGGUGUUACUGGACUCCCAUCAUCCCUGAUUAUUAGCCAUGUUUUCUGGGGCUGUUUGGAAUUAGAAUCUAACAAUAUUGGGAGCGGGGGAACAGAUUAGCCUUUCCUGGGGUAAAAGGGCUAUUUGCCGUUAGGAAAAAUCCAGAAUUCUAAUAAAGGACUUCAUUGCUUGAUUGGAUUUUGGAAUUCUCUUUUCUACAAAAUCCUUCCACUGUAGUGUUACUGAUGUUCUAAUUAUUGUAAUUUCCUUGGAAAUCUCUGCAAACACCCAACCCUUUUUGCUAAGUUUAACUUAACAAAAAAGAAGGGUAUUAUAUUUCACAUGCAUCUGAAGGCAAGGAGGUGUGAGAUUCGUGUGUGUGUGUGUGUGUUGAGGUGACAGGCAAGUGACGACAAGAUUCUCUUAAGAAACAGACUUGUGUGUGAUUCCUUAGUUCUCAUCUGUGCUCUUGCCUACAAAGACUCUUGAUAAAGUUAUUAUCCCCAUUCAGGAUUGUGUGCACAAUCAAGUUUGGCAGGCCAAACCCAGUGUGUGUGUGUGCGUGUGUGUGCGUGUGUGUGCGCGCAUGCGCGCGCGCACACACACACACACACACACACACACUAAGUGGCUUCACUGCAACUCUCUCACACAAGAACAAAAUGAUCAUAGAUAUCACCCAAAACUAAAAAUGCUUAAGAACACCCAUCUAUCUGAGCAUCUCAUUUUCCACAGUGGCCAACCAGAUGCUUCAAUGGGAAGCUCACAAGUAGGAAAUGGGGACCUCUUAGCACAUGUUCCUCAACUACUGCCUCUGAUACUGCAGGUAGCAUACCGGCAUCCUGGCUAGCAGCCACUGACAGCAUCACCCUCUUUAUCCUUCCCUUUAGCUACUCCCAGUACCCUUAAUCUCCCCACUUUUAAAGCCAUCUAAGGCUGUGUAUACAUCACCAACUUGAAAUGCAGCCAGGUUGUUAUUUUUCUCAAUGUGGAUCGAAGGUGGUUUGGGGGGAAAUGCAUCAGAAUGCAGUAUUUCCUAAGAAACAACAGGAUAGAUAUGGAUUGUGGCUAACUUGGUGUAUAUACCACUUCCCACAUCAGCAGGGUGGAGGUGCAUUGGAUGCACAGUAAAUGGAAGUGUGUACACAGCCUAAGCUAAGUUGGUGUUUUUCAUGACAUCUUUGCUAACUCUAUCCUUUGUCAGGAGGCUGUAGAAAAAUAUAUUUGUGAUAAAGGUGGGGGAGUUCUUAAGUCGUCUUCUUAAUAUUUUUAGAUGUUCUGACUCUGCUCAGCCAGAGACACUGAAAAAAGAGCAGAUAAAAAGGUGAUUCUCAUUUGUAUAAUGAGUAGGAAUGUUUGUUGAUUUCUUGUUUGGAUUUAGUUGGUUAAAUUUGUGUAAGUAAAAACAAUAAUUUUGAAGCAAAUGGCUUGCUUUGUUUUUAGACAAUCGACAUACAUGUUUCACAGCAGAUCUUCUCUAGGAAAAGGCAUUUCCUCUCUUAGGAAGAAGGGAGAAUAUACCUUCUAAUAUUGUGCUUAGCCACUUGCACUUGUUACAAAUCUUUGCAUUGGAAAUGAUAUAUAUUGAAAUAAAUCUGCUUCCUGAUUUAUUGAAGGCAGCUUCGUAGUGAAUUAAAAGCUUUUUUAAUUGAUUAAUCAAUUAAACGUUGCAGCCCCUAAUACUGACUGGCAGAAAAAAGACUGGGUACGCUGUGAUGGGAGUUGUUUGUUGCAGCUCCUUCUGGAGAGGACUCUCUGCAAGUCUUUAGCAACAAAACUGACAAGAGACUUUUAUGGUACCUUAAAGGCUAACAGAUUUAGGAUGGCAGGAGCUCUUGUGGACUGUUUCAUCCAAUGUACAAAGGAUGCUCCUAAUUAUUGGGACCUAAUCCGAUGCAGUGGAUUUCAGGCCAGGAAGGCUAUUGCCAGAAUAAAUCUUUAGGGUACCCCACGAUUCUGGUUUUGAGGCUUUCCCCCCUCUCCCUGUGCUGCAUCUCUGAUGCCAGGGGCCACCAGCAAGGGCAGCUGAGUUGCCUCAGUGGAAAUCUCAUCUUUUAUUCAGGUCCCUGCAUGGAAAAUAAGUGUGUGUGCAAGAACCUGAGCCUCCAUCAGUCUGCAUGUGGAGGAACCUUUCAAUCCUCCUCACUGUUGCCUUUGCCAGGCUGCUGCCCUCCAGAUGUCUUGGACUGUAACUCCCAUCAGACUCAGCCAGGUACUGGCUGGGACUGAUGGGAGUUGUAGUUCAAAGCUCCCGGAGGGCACAAGGCUGUUGAAGGCUGAGAAAGAGGGUGGCUUGGCAGUGACCUAGGAGGAAAGGGGCAGGAUCCCACCCCGCUUUGGUCUUUAGGCUGCAAUGAACCCCCACAUGCUGGGCACAAGCACCAUGCGAGCCAGGGGUGGGAAGUAACUUCUGCGUUAGUGUGCCCUUCAAGGAGGUAUCUCUCCAGAUGUAUGGGUAGCAACUUCCAGCCUGCACGGAUGGAGGUGACUUUUUGGGGAUGUAUUCACGAGUGUUUCAAUUCACUCACUCACAUUCACACCCCCCGCCUUGAGCCGGUCCCCCCACCCCGCUUCCCCCAGCCGGCUCCCAACCGACCCUUGGCACUGGACGUGACAGGACCAGAGUUGGGGGCUUCGCAUGGAAGGCUACCCAGCCCCCAGCCCCACUCUGCCUUUCCUUUAGCGACCUUUCUUUCAGUCCCGACCUGACUCCGCUUGUGCAGCCUCUGAGUGGGGCAGGCGUGGAAUCCGUCGGGGCUCGAGCGGGGCGGCGGCGCGUGGGUGGCACCUCGGGAGGGGGGCAGGCCUGGUUCUGCCCCUUGCGCGCUCCUCCCCCGCCCCGUCGAGGCUGGGGUUGGGCUGGGCGCCUCCCUCCUCAUCAAAAGCGCCGCGCCAAGCUGAGCAGGCGGGAGCGGCCGGGGGGAAGCCGCGGCACGGUGAGUCCGAGGUCCCUGGCCGGGGUGCGGGAGGGCGAUGGCCGUCCAUCACUUGGCAAAGACACGUGCCACACCCGAUUCCCCGAGGCGCAGGAGCCGCAUGUGCUGGUUCUGGCUGGUGGAGGGGGAAAGCGCUCUGCACAUGUUCUGCGGUGGGCUCGCCUUCGCUCCAAAGCCAAACCUGGGGAGGGAAGGAGGGCACUGUUCUCUGGACCAAGGUCUCAGCCUUUCAGGCUGGCCCUGGACGGGGACAAGGCAUUCUCAUCUGCUUUCCCGCUUCGGGCUGAGCUGGGCUCCGGGGAGCCUCAGCCUCUCCUACAGGGCUUUCCGCCGCCCCGUCGGGCUUGCCUCCUGCGAGGCUCGGUUCGGGGCCACCAUCACCGCCCUCUCUGCCUUUGUCCGUAGAGGCGCCCCCCAAAAUCCCGCCCGCCUGUUGCGAAGAGCCCAUCUCUCGGCCGGGUCUGCCCGCUCCUGCCAGCCUGGUUCCGCUCCUACGGAGACUGGGCGAUGCAAAUGAACCGAUUCGCUCUCUUUCCCCAAGACCGGGCAUGGUGAGGAAGAAUAAGGGGCUUCCGCGGAGUCCAGGCUUGGCGGCAUGGGGGAAAGAGGGUGCUAUGGGGUUGCGCCCUGUACUCCCCCAGCCCAAACUUAUGGGGCUGCGAGUUCACCGGGACACCAGAGGCGCCCCGGGUGCAUUUGCCCUCCUUGCUCUCAUGCGCGCACAGCAGGUCAGGCUGUGGAAGUGCAGGGCCGCUGCCUAGCCGGGCAGGAUCAGGCGCGCUUUGCAGUUGCGGACACGAGGUUCUCGGAGUCGAUCCCUGGAAUUCUCCAAUCGGGAGACCCCUGGCGAGGUUCCGUGGCAAGAAGGCGCAGCGACAGCCUGGCCCAGCGGCGCUCUCCUGCAGCCUCUUCCGCGCUCCUGGCGCCCUCCAAAUGUUGCUGGACUACAACUCCCAACAGCCCGCGGACCCAGCGUGGCCCGGCCUUAGGGAUGAUGAGAGUUGGAGUCAAAGAAGACCUAGCGGGCCACAGACUUCCCAGGCUCCCUGCUGCAUCCAGAGUAUCAGAGGGGUGCGCGUGUAGUACUUGCCAGGCAGAUGUGGCUCUCCUGCCACUGCCAUCAACUGCAAAAGCUUUUCAUGCAGUCCUGGGGUGGGGGCAACUGAAAAUGCCUGAGCCAGAGCAGCUGAAAGCAGAACUGUCUGUUUCCUACAGUGCUAUAGUUUUGUUUGAUUGCUUAUUUGCAUCCUUUGUUUGAAGUAUUGUUCCACAGUUAUUUUUAUUGCUGUUUUUAGUGCACUAAUUGUAAACCGCCCUGGGAUCCUGCCAGAUUAAAGGCUGGGUAAAAACACAACCCGUCAGGUGACCUCUGACUGUCGGCCAUGGUGCUAAUGCAGAAAUGCUGCAGCAUUGUGGUAGAGCACCUGCUUUGCAUGCAGAAGGUCCCCGGUUCACCUCCUGGCAGCAUCUCCAUGUGGACCUGGGAGUGCCCCUAGCCUCAAACCCUGGAGAGCCACUGCCAGUCAGAGUUGACAGUGCUGAACUAGAUGGGUCAAUAAUUGCCCCAUUCUGUACAGGACAUCUUGCCUUUCUCUGUUCUUCCUCUGAGUUGUAAUGCAAUAAGAUCUGAAAAGCAGGGGCACCCCUCCAGAAGUUGUUAGGCUUCAACUCCGGUCACCACUGACCGUUGCUGCCACCAAGGAGUCAGGGGGGCUCUUGCUUCUGUUUCUGUGGCCACAGUCUAACCAGGCCUCUCUGCCUCCUCUCCAGAUGCCAGUGAGGCUCUCCACAGCCCUGCGUGUUUUUGGGACCAGCCUCUUUGCCGUGGUGGUGCUGGGGGGCAUCCUUGCUGCCUACGUCACAGGCUACCAGUUCAUCCACACCGAGAAGCACUACCUCUCCUUUGGGCUCUAUGGUGCCAUCCUGGGCCUCCACCUCUUCAUCCAGAGCCUCUUUGCCUUCCUGGAGCACCGGCAGAUGCGCCUGGAGGGCCGGCCCCUGAAGCUGCGCUCCUCGGUGGCCCUCUGCAUCGCCGCCUACCAGGAGGACCCUGACUACCUGCGCAAAUGCCUGCGCUCCAUCCAGCGCAUCUCCUUCCCCAACCUCAAGGUCGUCAUGGUGGUGGAUGGCAACGGGGAGGACGAUGUUUACAUGCUGGACAUCUUCAACGAGGUGAUGGGCUCCGACCGGACAGGCUGCUACGUGUGGAAGAGCAACUUCCACACCCGGGGGAAGGGCGAGUCGGAGGCUGGCCGCCGCAGGGCCAUGCGCCACAUCCAGAGCCUCGUCCGGCACAAUACCUAUACCUGCAUCAUGCAGAAGUGGGGCGGGAAGCGCGAGGUGAUGUACACGGCCUUUUGUGCCCUUGGAGACUCUGUCGACUACGUGCAGGUGAGUGUUGGGGGGGGGGGCGGAGCCCUGCUCCUUGCCCUUGCUAGCCUGUUGUUGCUCUUCCUUCUCUGUGUUUUCCCAUUCAUGCUCAUCCCACAACCCAGGCACUUGUCAGAAAGCAGAAAAAGGGAGGGGGGAGUAUUAGAUACAUGCAAAAUGAUUUGGAGAGAUACUUGGGUCUGGGCUACUUGGCCCCCAUAGUAAACACAGCCCUAAAUGGCAACUCUCUGUCUCCCUGCACCCUGAUACAUUGGUGCUGUGAGCUUAAGAGGGAAGCAGGGCUACAAUGAGCUGCUUCUUCACACUCUGGGGCCUGAACAUGUGAUCAGCCCCUCUUUGGAGCAGCUGGUUGCUUCUCCUUAGCUCAGUGGUAGAGCAUCCGCCUUGAAUGCACAAGGUUCCAAGUUCAAUCCCUGGCAUCUCCAGGGAGGGUGGGAGAGAGACCCCUGCCUGAAAUCCUGGAGAGCUGCUGCCAGUCAGUGUAGAGACAAUAUUGAGCAAGAUGGACCAAUAGUUUGACUCGGUAUAAGACAGCUUUCUAUGAUCCUGAGUGGUAGAGCACCUGUUUUGCAUGCUGAAGGUCCUGGGUUCACUCCCCAGUGACAUUUCCAGCUUGGGAAGGAUGGAAAGCUACUGUGGACAAUACUGAGCUGGGUGGACAAAUGGUCUGAUUUGGUAUAAGGCAGCUUCCCCAGUUCCUUAAGCCCUUUCUAUAGAAUCUUGAGGACUGGAAUCUUGAUUUAUUUUUUAAGGAAAGGCCACAAUCGAGUUGCAAAGCAGUGGAUUCAAUCCCCAGGUUCAAUCCCUAGUAUCUCCAGGUAGGGCUGGAAGAGACCCGUCUGAAACCAUGGAAAGCUGCUGCUGAUCAGUGCAGGCAACACUGAGCUAGAUGGAUCCAGGCAGCUUCCAAUGUUCCUCCUGAGCUCAUAACUCAGCCUCCAAUCUGACAGCAGGAAAACAGUUCUUCUUUCACCCUGGUGUAAGCUCAGAGGCUUCUCCUCUGCUCCCUUCCACUAAUGCACUGUAGUUCUGAGCAGCAGGUGUAACAGAAAGGGAUGGCAGAAUGUAAUUGAGGGUAGAUAUAUAUUGAUAUAUUCCAUAUAUACACACCCCUUUCUUUCAUAAUGGAACCCAAGCAUGGUUCCCAAGCAAUCUCUCAUCCAAGUGCUGACCAGCCCCAGACCUGCAUCACUUCAGCAAUAUGAUGGCCUAAUGUGCCUUCAGCACCUUCUGGGGGACCUCCUUGCAAGCAGAAAACUGGCAGGCAAAGGAGAGAGGUGGUACCUCAGCCCUUUGCUAGGUGCUCUGCUUUUCAAUUUACAGGAGGUUUUAACUCAUGGAGGCAUUCAAAACAGGACCUGGAGGUGAAAAGUGUUGCAGUCCAUUCUUCCAUUUCAUUCUGCUGUCUGAAUAGACCAGCUCUGGGCUCCUUGCAUAAGAGAGGAGGCAGAUGCAGGGUAUGCCCAUACUGUAUCUCUCAUUUUGGGAUUUGCUUCUGUUUUCUGCUUCCCUGCCCUCCAAAAAUGCGGGAUUCUUCAGCUGGGCCUGAUCCCCUUUCUCUGGCCUGCAUGGCUGCUGAACAGGUAUCAGCUGCCCCCUCAAUAUAGGACGCUACCUUAUACAGUCAAGACCCCUGGUCCAUCUGGUUCACUAUUAUCAUACAUGUCCAGGGUUUCAGGUAGGGGACCAGGAGAUGCCCUUGGGGAUUGAACCUUCUGCAUGCAAAGCAGGUGCUCUGUUACUAAGCUAAAGCCCUUCACCGUACAUUCUCUUGGGUGCAGAUGCCCUGUGAUUCUUCUGCCUUCACCUGCUUGGGGACCUUACAAUGCCUGUUUGGCAAUGGAGACCGGCUCCCUCUCUCGUCUGUACCUGGUGUGACAUCCACCUCCCUGCCACGUUCGGUCUGUGUUCACAUGAAGAAGUGUCCAGGAGAGUUUGUGUCACUUCUCUAUCAUUCACUUACACUUACACUUAUUAUUAUCAUUAGUUAAACUUGUUAAUUGUCUUCUCAGGUACUAUUGUGUAUGUAUGUACAAGUGUGUGUGUGUGUGUGUGUGUGUAUAUACACAUACACACACUCAAUAUGCACAGGCACAGAGAUCUGAGUGCAUUCCUCAUUCUCCUUCCCUGGCCCUCCUCUCACUGGAGCUUCAGGAAAGUUGCAGUUCUCCUCCACCCUGCAUGCAAAAGAGCCCUUUACUCCCUGGGAAGGUGUGGAGAAGGAUCCCCCAGGGCAACAUGCAAAAUUGUUCUGAAGGAGGUGGGGGCGUGCAUUCCACUUGAAGGAAAUGUCCAUAUGUACGCUUUCUCUUCCCAUACAAACAGUGUAAUAUUUGUCAAAAAGAAGCUGCCAUUUGUGUGAACAUUCCUUAAGGGAAGGGACAGACAAGGGUGUCCUGACAGGGUGUCUUUCUUUCCCUGGCAGGUGUGUGACUCUGACACAGUCCUCGAUCCAGCCUGCACAGUGGAGAUGCUGCGCAUCAUGGAGGAGGAUCCUCGCGUCGGUGGAGUUGGCGGGGAUGUCCAGGUGUGGACCUGAGAGCACAUGGCCGUGCAGAGUGUCUGGCUCAGAUAAUGCUCACGGGGAUGGCUCCUUCGGGCAGCCUUCCCAGAGUUGGUCCUCUUCCAGCUGUUUUGAACUACAACUCCCAUCAGGCUCAGUGUCCUGCAGCUUGCUGGAUGGGGUGCAUGGAAGUAGUAGUCCAAAACAGCUGGAAGAGGAGGCCUUCUGUCCCUCAAUAAUUGGGGUCAGCCACAGGUCAGCUUGAUACGCAUCUGUGGGUAAAGAAAACUGGUACAGGAGCCAACCUGUCCAUUGGAGGGAGGGUUGUGGAGGGCCCAUGAUGCAGUGUUGCCUCUUUCCCCCAGAUCCUGAACAAGUACGACUCGUGGAUCUCCUUCCUGAGCAGUGUGCGCUACUGGAUGGCCUUCAACGUGGAGCGGGCCUGCCAGUCCUACUUUGGCUGUGUCCAGUGCAUCAGCGGCCCCUUGGGCAUGUACCGCAACGCCCUGCUGCAGCAGUUCCUGGAGGACUGGUACAACCAGACAUUCCUGGGCAGCAAGUGCAGCUUCGGGGAUGACCGCCACCUCACCAACCGGGUCCUGAGCCUGGGCUACCGGACUAAGUACACGGCCCGCUCCAAGUGCCUGACCGAGACGCCCACCAGGUACCUCCGUUGGCUCAACCAGCAGACGCGCUGGAGCAAGUCCUACUUCCGGGAGUGGCUCUACAACGCCCUCUGGUUCCACAAGCAUCACCUGUGGAUGACCUACGAGUCAGUGGUGACGGGCUUCUUCCCCUUCUUCCUCAUCGCCACCGUCAUCCAGCUCUUCUACCGCGGGCGCGUCUGGAACAUCCUCCUCUUCCUUCUGACGGUGCAGCUGGUGGGCGUCAUCAAGGCCACCUACGCCUGCUUCCUGCGCGGCAACAUCGAGAUGAUCUUCAUGUCCCUCUACUCCCUGCUGUACAUGUCCAGCCUCCUGCCGGCCAAGAUGUUCGCCAUCGCCACCAUCACCAAGUCCGGCUGGGGCACCUCCGGCCGCAAGACCAUCGUGGUCAACUUCAUCGGCCUCAUCCCAGUCUCCGUCUGGGUGGCAGUGCUGCUGGGUGGGCUGGCCUACACUGCCUACUACCAGGACCUCUUCACAGACACGGAACUGGUCUUCCUCAUCUCGGGAGCCAUCCUCUAUGCCUGCUACUGGGUGGCGCUGCUCACCCUUUACCUGGCAAUCGUGGCCCGGCGCUGCAGCAAGCCCCAGGAGGAGUACAGCUUGGCAUUUGCGGAGGUGUGAUGAGGAUGAGGGUGGGGGGCGGGGAGUGCAAUAAUGGCAAAGGACUGGCAGCGUUUCCCCACAUAGUUGUGGGGCUUCAGGAGGGCUGGCCCCCCACCCUGCUCAGGACCUGAUCCAGUUUUGAAAUGGAAGCAAAUUGGCAGAUUCAGGAGUGCAUCACUGGGGAAGGAAGCCGGAGCCUCACAGAAGGGAUUCUGCUCGGUGGGCUUCCGGAUCCUGCCCCUGCAGAAAGCUCAACAGCUCCUGGGAAAAGUUUCCACCACCAGGUGUCCCUGUCGUUCUAUGCAAAUGACACUGCCUCUCCCCAGAAUAGCACCAAUGUGGCAGGGACGAUGGGGGGUGCAGUUUUUACAGGGAGCAAUAAUAAUCUCCUUGUAGAGAUCUAUUAAAGAAGGGGCCCUUCUGUGCCCAGCGAAGAGAACAUCAACAGGUUUUUGAUCUUCCCUAGGAAGAGCUUUAAGGAGUUUGUGAGGGUUAUUCUCUGUUCAUGGGAGAAGCAAGUGGGACUUGAGCGACUGACGUCAAGGGGUUGCUUUCUAGGCAGAGGCCCCACAGGAGGUGGGGUGACAGGGCAGAACAUGUGCUCCUUCCAAGAGGGGCUCCCUUCUGCCUGUAAUCACUGCAGCUGCAGGACUGGAGGGAAAUUUACUGAGAAGGAAAGGCUGGCAGUAGAAAAAACCAUGUUUGGGCCAUAGCGGGAACAUGCUGUUGCCCAAAGAAUACAUCACAUGACUAGGCUGCCCAUUUCUAAACAAACACAAAAUACUUGAAAGCUCCCUGAUUGGCCCAAUACAGCAUGAGCCACAGCUACUGUGAAUUCGAUAAAACAGGUUGCAAACUGGAUUGGUCAAAUGUCUUCAGCUCCUUCUGGAGUUUUAGAGGGUGGACCACCUAUUGCUACCCCCCUCUUUAGUCCAGGACUACGGAUCAUGCAAGUGGCCCUACAGAUGCUGUAGGGACUCCCAGUUCCCUAACCAGUUAUUGAACUCCAACUCCUGUCAUCCCUGACAUUGCUGGCUGGAGCUGGUAUGAGCUGGGAGUCCAACAACAUCUGCUUGGGGAAGGCUGCUGUAGACCAGGUAUCUUCAACCUUUUUGGACCUUUUCAGUCCCAGGUCCCACUUUUAACCAAAGCAUGCAUGUAGAGAUCUGUUGCUUAACCUUCCACAAUAUUUGCAUGGGGGUAGUGCCCGACCAAUCUUAGAGCAGGCCAUGACCCACCAGUUGAAGACCAGUGUUCUAGACCAUAUUUGUUAUGCUUGGGUAGGGGUGUUAAAAUACUUUAAUGCUGUGAACAGAGCUGCCUGUCUGGAGAUCUUCCUUUGGACCAGCCUCUCUCUCUUGGCCUCUGCUUAGCCUGGGCCUCCUAACUUUCUGGUGCUUCUCCUACAGACUUCCUCUCCCCCUGGUGCUCUGCCAACAUGGCCACUUUACACUUCCAACUCAGAGAAGGGGGAAAAACUGAGGACAGUGGUGCUGCUUUUGGGAGGCCACUGCCACCCAGUCUAAAAGCCAUUUCUUGAUUCACAAUCUGCAUCUCUGACCAGCCCUUAAAACUCAUUCCAGUCUCUGGCAAGAAGGUGCCUGUGUUGAAAGGGAAGGGGGGGUGUCCCAGCUUCAGCUGGCAACAAGCUCUAGGCAGCUUUUAUGCCAAACUCACAUUGCUGAGAUGGAAGUGCUCACCAGUGGUUCCUUGCCUGUUCCUAAGCUAGCAGGUCAGCAUGGGAACAAAGUGCUUAGGCACUUGCUGUAGUAAAUCCACUGUCAUCUACAUGCUUCCAGCAUAGGCAAAGGCACAGAUUUUCUGCAAUUCCAUUCGUGCAGAAUGUGGAGGUCUGAAAAAUCUCAGAUUCCCUCCUUUUUAUGGCUAAAAGAAAACAAACCAAGUUUCCACAAUUCGUAUUUUUACAAAAAGUUCUGAAAAUGUAUAAGCAAUAUUUGCAAAACAUCUCAGAGGUGUUUUGAGUAGGAAUGCUUCUUUAGUAGCUUACUUGUAUUAUUCCUUUGGCCUCCACUCUGCUUAUUGAAAAAGGGGGUUCUAAAUUCAACAGAGUUAUAAAAGAGAUGCCAAAUAAGGCAGGCACAUUUAUGUUUAGACAUAUUUGUGUGGACCUUGAUUUACAAAAAAUUGUUUGCUUGGAAAAAAUUAAGACAGGUUGCUGCUGAAUUUGCUUAGAGCAGCUGUAUUCCAAAGUUGGCUCUUUCUUGCUUCUCAAGAGAAGCACUAGAAGGCCCUGUAUGCUGGAGACUGGCUGACAUUGGCCACACAAUGUCCCGGUCCCCACAGGCACUGUGAAUCCAAUUGGUCAACAAGGAGCAAAGUGAAGAAACUUUCUGAUUAGAGAUGAUGUAUAUUUAUUAUUACCUUUCACCUCCAAACUAAAGAGGGUGUUGUGUAUAUGCGUGUGUGUGCACCACACAUACACACACUGGACAGGCUCCGACAACUUUUGUUUUCCUUGCUAUGUAAGGGAGCUGAAUAAUCCCUGGGAUGCAAAAGUAACUUGGGUGCUUUUGCUCCAGAUAUGCUUUUGGGGGGUAUGAGGGAGGUGGGCACACAGUCUUUUAGUGUAUUGGAUUUUUGUUUUUUCCAAAUACAAAACUUGCCCAUCAGCAAUGAGGCUAGACACCUGAUUUUUACAAAACCAAGCAACUUCUCAGGAUUCCACAAGAGACUUCUGUACCAAAAUAAUAUUCUGUGCUAUGACCAUGCCACCUCCUAGGAACAGAGGGCACCUGAUCUAUCUUUUGGCCUUGGUGCUGUUCAGGAGCCUUACCAGUGCCCAUCUUCCUAUACUCCUUUCUGCCUCAGGCCAGUAAGCUGAGUCUGACUUUGUCCUCCUCCUGCUGCUGCUGCUGCUGCUGCUGCUGCUGCUAGGGGUUCCACUGCCCCAAUUCCAAGUUCUCUCUCUGCUGCUUUCUUUCUGCCCAUCCCACACAAGGUCCUGAAUGCUAUCCGAGGUUGUACCUGGAAAUUCCUGCCUCUCCUGCCAUGUUGCUUCAUGUGAAUUGACAGGAACAAGAAAAACAAGCCCCUAAUAUGAGGCAGGGAAGCAGUGGGCAAAGGGCAGCUUGCUACUCCCAUGGGCCCAGGUGGCUGGGAGGAAGACUAAAGUGGCAUCAGUGCCGAUUCUGUCCUGCCAUCUCUGGAAGGCAGAUGGAGUCUGCACCGCCAUCUAAGAAAGCAAUAAUGGCUCUUGGGCUGCAAGCUCCCUUUAUAUAGGCACAGACUAGUGAAGAACUUUCCUAUGCUGGGGACUGACUGCAUAAACGAAGCUGGGAUAGAUGUCUCCUUCCACUACUGCCACCAGAAAGGGCUGGUUCCCACCCCGCUUGCUCUGGAUUCAGCAUAACCUCACACCCUAAGGGCUGCUUGCCUAGCUGUUUCCCAGGGGCCCCAACCAGCUUGAAAAAGAAUGGUUCUAAGCAAUUCUUUGGGUGGCUGGGGGUAUGGUACUCCCUGGCAAGAAAGAAUGGCUGCUUUGCAGGCUAGGAGAGCUUUCAGCCCACACUAGAGCCUGCCUUUCAAAAGGCUGCCCUGUUGGGGGGAGCCAUGUGAAACAGUAACUGCUUGCUCUGUAACCUCCCUAAGGCAGAUGCCUCCCUGCAGAGAGCUGCCAAAUCAAACUGUUGUAUGGACAGGGCUGAUCAGCGUUGAGAGUGCAUGAGUAUCUGACAGCCUUUAAAGCCUGCUUCCAAGAAACACUGUGGCAAAAGAUGGAGAGCUUCCUGAAGUCCCUCUUUCCAGCUGUGCAUCCUUCCUAAUUGCGAAUGUCUGGAAAUGCUGCUUUCUGCCCGUGCUGUUCUCUGCGGCCUGCGCUGGUCCCAGGCAUGAGAGUGGAGGGAUGGGUGGGUAGGGUGCCAGGCUUUGCUCCCCCUCAAUUCCCUGCUCUGGGCUGCAUCCCUUUUUCUAUGUUACUCCGUUUGGGUUUCUCUUAUUUAAAAUGAAAUUUGUAGAAUUUUUUGUACUCUUUGGUAACAAACACUAGUUGAUUGCUUAAAGUUAUUUGUAAACUUAUUUAUUUUUUACCUGCAUUUUCAUAUUUUUUAUAAAGGUUGUUUGGUUUUUUUUACUAUGAUGCAUUUGUUACAAUAAAAAAUACCUUGC